Fusarium tjaetaba is the source of this 924-nucleotide messenger RNA. RefSeq lists its product as uncharacterized. The record is from RefSeq and is a predicted model, not a curated record. The transcript is spliced from 3 exons. The coding region runs from base 1 to 924 and encodes 307 amino acids. Lineage: Eukaryota; Fungi; Ascomycota; Sordariomycetes; Hypocreales; Nectriaceae.
AUGUUCAACUUCAGGAAGCCCCAGGAUCAAGUUCGAGGCCUCCCCAGGUUACAUGACGCCGUAUCACCUCAAGGGAACAAUGUUGUGAAGCUCCCUAGUUUGGGAGAAUUUGACGAAGGAGUCGAGGCCCUCAUUCGAACACAUGGACCAGUGAAGACCUGGACUCCAUUAUCUCCGCUCCCCGGACUUUCUGGCAACUCCAUGGUCCUUCAGCCUAUGAGAUCCAUUACACAACCGCAGCCGCCAUGGUCUUUCCAAACUGCUGAUAUUCCUAAUGACUGCCCGAUCUCAAGCAGAGGGAGAAACAGCGGGCAUAAUCGAUACUCGCUUGCAGUUGAUCAUCCGCAGCAACUUUUGCAGGGAAACUAUCGAAACCCAGACACUUACUACGGCUAUGGCACUGGCAGCCCAUCUCUUCAAGCACCAUCAAACGCGCAUUGCUAUCCAAGUCCACCACCAGACGGCGAGGGUCGGCACAUUAACCAAAAGUACACAACAGAGGAGGGUGACUACAUCAUAUACGCCUGGCAUGACAAGAAGAUGAAGUGGCAGCGCAUCAAGCAAGAAUUUGCAGCUCGGUUCGGCACUACUCCUGAGCGAACGAUCCAAGGUCUCCAAGCGUGGUAUUACCGUAUGAACCAACGCAUACCUGUUUGGGAUCAGGAGGGCUGGCUCUGCUUCGACAACGAAGAUGACCUUGAACCUCAGCAUGUCAGCAUCAAGGUCCGCGAACGGGAUAGUCAGGACAAACCCAUGGAGCCACUGGGAAUAGCUCAGCGAUACCCUGAACGUGCUAUCCACUACUCGUGGGUCGACGCUGAGACUAAGUUCAAGGCCCAAGACUGGGCUGCCAAAAGAGCUUUGCAGUACCGUGACAGGCGAGAGAGACGUAGAAGAAAGGAGCAGCGACGACUGAAGCUAUGA